AAUCCGGGCACCCCGGUAAUCCCGGCGGUAAUCCCGCAGCCCCCACGGAGCGGGCCCGUCAGGCGGGUCCCCGCCGAGCAGCGCUGCGGUGGAGGGGCGCUGAGGGGGGCAGGAGGGUUCCGAGGUAGCGGCCGUUGCCUCACCGGCCCUGACCCUGCCAACAGGAGCCGGCACCGGCGGGACCAUGGCAGCCGCGGAGACCUCGCCGUUGGUGCCGUGAUCCGCAGCCUGCAGCUCAAAUCCGAGGUCGGAGCCGUCAGCACCGAGCGUUUGCGUGGUUUUGUUAGAAGUUUGUUCCUGAAAGACUGGAAAGGAAUAAAGAACAAAAUGACUACUUUGGAUGAUAAGCUACUUGGAGAGAAGCUCCAGUAUUAUUACAGCAGUAGCGAGGGUGAGGAUGAAGACAGUGAGAAAGAAGAUAAAGAAGGGGAGAGCUCCAUUCCUGAAAGUGUUGGGGAAAUAGAGCUUAGCAGCGAUGGAAGCGCAGUCAACACAGGUCCGAAAGGAGUCAUUAAUGACUGGCGAAGAUUUAAACAACUGGAGACAGAACAGAGACAGGAGCAGCGCAGAGAAAUGGAACGACUCAUAAAGAAGUUAUCUAUGACUUGUAGAUCUCACUUAGACGAAGAGGCUGAUAAGCAGAAGCAGAAAGAGCUCCAGGAAAAAAUCAAUGGAAAGAUGACAUUACAAGAAUAUAACAUGAUUCACAACGAUGAAGAUGAUGAGGAAUUCUUACAGCGAUACAGGAAGCAGCGGAUGGAGGAGAUGAGACAGCAGUUGUACAGUGGGCAGCAAUUUAAAAAGGUUUUUGAGAUUACCAGUGGAGAGGCAUUUUUGGACACAGUUGAUAAAGAGCAUAAAAGCACACUGAUCAUGAUCCAUAUUUACGAAGAUGAUAUCCCUGGCAGUGAAUCCCUGAAUGGCUGUAUGAUCUGCCUGGCUGCUGAGUAUCCAACAGUUAAAUUUUGCAGAGUAAAGAGUUCGCUCAUUGGUGCCAGCACCCGCUUUACUAAUAAUGCUCUGCCGGCUUUGCUGAUCUAUAAGGCGGGUGAGCUCAUUGGCAAUUUUGUGCGAAUCACUGACCAGCUUGGAGAAGAUUUUUUUGCUGUAGACCUGGAGGCUUUUUUGCAGGAAUGUGGUCUGCUUCCAGAAAAAGACCUAGUGCUCCUGACUUCUAUACAUAAUCCAUCUGCAUGUUACAGUGAAGACAGUGAUCUGGAAAUAGACUGAACCACACACGCCGACGGGCCAGUAGGUGUAGUUGUACAGUGGGAUGUUGUUGUGCUAGGGGCUGGUUUCUUCCUUUCUUAGCGUGGGUAUAUUAUUCUUCCCCUCCAUGCACUUUGACUUUUGCUUGUUAAAAUUUUGUUUAAAAUAAUACGAGGAAUUCCUAACAUUUUCUUAAAUUAAUUCAGUAAAGUACACACUAAAACAGUCUUGCUUUUAUGCAGUUCAAAUGUAUUUUACUAAACCUGAAUUUCUAACACAAUUCAGUAAAUUUAGGAAAUUAUGUAUUCUAUUGUCAUCUCUGUUUUCCAAAUCACUUAGAUUUUGUGAACAUUUUGUUCUUGGAUCAGUUGUUUAUAAUCAGUCUCCUUACAGAGAGACAUACAGCAUAUGUGAAUACCAAUUCGAUCAGAAAGUGGGCACCUAGUCACUAAGACAAACGUGUUUUUAAGUGCUCAAAUCUUUUAUUAGCCUGGAGUUGAACUGCUGCCAGCAAAUUAACAGUGCAAGGUCCCAUCUUCCAUUUGUAGUCCCCUUCUUGGAAGUACCAUUGUUCUAACAAUUGGCAUCAAAUUUUUGUUCUUUUCUCAAUUGCAAAUAACAACAGCUCCUGACUUGAUCCUGAAAAUUACUUUUCAGAUGGAGAGGGUUCUUCUUUCUUUGACCUUACCCAAGACUUAAAUGAGAAAAUCUUCCUUCUGUUACAGCUCUUAAUGUAUUCUUGGGUUUUAAAAUACCUACCAUUAGUUCAUAGUAGUUACUUCUGCAGAAAAUAAGCUCUGCCUCUUAAGAGAAAGAGACCUUUUAUAAAGAGCUCCAAAGUAUGUGCUGAAUAGCAUCAAGGAGAAUUUUGUUGGGAAAAUGCAGAAUUAGGACUUGAAUAGCCUCAGAAUUUCGAACAUCUCUAAAAUUGUUAAAUCACUGCCGAUGUUCAUUUCUGUCUGUCUUCAUAUUAUCUGCUUAAGCUGGGUCUUCAGCUGCAUUUUGAAUAUUAAUAACCCCUGGACCUGACAGAUGACUGGAAGGCUAUGUGGGAAAUCACCCUUGAGCCGAUAGACCAGGUCCCUAAAUAGGCGUUCAGUAGCACAGCUGAUUCCCUUGUCUGAAGCUCAGGGACUCAUUCCUGCACAGAGGGUUUGGCUGGAUCAAAACCAUGGCCACUGUCCUGUUCUUCCUCUGACGGCAGCUCUUCAGGAGCAUGGCUUUCUGUACAGCGCGUCAGUGGAGUUCACUAACAGACAAAAUCUUUUGGGGUGGGGUUGAAACCUUUGUGGAGACUGUAAUUUCUUCACAUGUCUUUUGUUACAAACAAGAAAGGUCUCUCUGAAAACAUCACAGCUCUUUCAGCUGCCCAGUGAUGUUGAUCUCAAAGUUCUCCUCUCCCCCAGAACACAGGGUGGCUCCUACUUCUGGACACAGGGUGAAAGCCGUGCAGCACUGGCUGAGCCCGUUUGUCUUUUCAUGAGCAUUAUUGCUCCUGAAUGCAAGAGCUGUAUAUUGCGCUUUGUCAUUACCAUUUGUUAGUGGUUACGUUUUUAUUAAAGUGUUUGUUUUGUUUGUGCUCUACUUCAUAUAUAGAGGUAAUAUGGGGAAGUAAUUUUCAGGGUUUCUAGUACGUUACGGUUCACCCUGACUCCAGCAAGUCUAGCGCUACGUAGCUGUGAGAUAACCUGAGUAGCAUUAGAAGCCAUUAGCAAUUUAGAGUGAGUGCAAGCAUGAAAACCUCCAGAGCAACGCAAAGGCUUUCCUGGCCAGGUUAUGGCUGAGUUACUCAAACAAUGUACUUAGUACAAAUGAGCAUGUUGAAUGUGUGCACUCUGUACUUAGUUGUUACUGAAUUACGUGUCUUCUGCAUACUUAAUUGGAUGUUACAACACUUCUGCUUUCUCAUGCGUUCCUUAUUUUGCUUGUUAUUUUUAAUUGUGAGGAAAGUAGACUAUCGUUACCUGAAUAUAUGACCCAAUGUAAUGCCAUGUUUAAUGAUUAAAUUUGUUUUGUGUUUUUUUUUUUUUAAUUUUUGUUGUUGUUUAGUUUAAUUUGCAAGUAAGGCACUUCGGAAAAGCAGGAAGAAAUGCAUAUGUCUGUGUAAGCUCUUGGUUCAUAGUAAGACUAGAUCUUAGUACAGAAAAAUAAGUGUUGGCAAUUCUGUCUAUUUGAACUAUAUUUUUAAAAGUACUAUGAGCAGGAAGAUAAGUAAUUUGUAAUUAAAAUUACUGAAUUGGCACAAAUUGUAGCUGUUUUAAGGAAACUGGCAGAAACCCAAAUUUUAAAAUGUGGUAAGGGAGUCUUCUUUUUAGAAUUGCGGAAAAAAAAAAAACAUGAAAGUUACAUGAAAUUAAAUCAUUGAGUGUGGCUAUCAGCACAUGUAAGAAAAAAGUCGAAGUAGCUGUAAUUUAUAUUUAGGAGGAGGUUCAGUGAAGUCUGUAGCACAGACAGGGUGCAUAUUAGCAUCAUAAUAAAAUGAUUUGGAGGGGGCAGAGCUGACUGCUUGAGGUGCGUUGAAGUUUUAUUUGUACAAAGUGUUUUUUGUUUGUUUUUGUUUUUUAAUCCCUAUGUCAGUAAAGCUGUAAUAGGAUCAAAACCUCUCCUGCUGCUCUGUGUCAGAUGGCCUGCAGCAAGGGGACUCGGUUAUUAAUCUGCAGUGCUCAGCUAUUUGACAGAUGCUUUAUGGUGCCAAUAACAAAAGGGAAAAAAAAAAAGGUGUGUGGGAAAGAAGUCUGAAUUCAAUUAAUCACUAAUCUUGGAGAAUACAAUAAGCAUAAGGGAGAGAGGGAUAGAGAGAAGAUGUGUUACGAUGCUGCUUCUCAGCAGCAGCACAGACAACACAAACCUGAGGAGGAGUCAGAGGUUGGCUGCUGGAGCUGCUGAGAAGCGUUGCCGGCAGGGCUGGGUGCUGCUGCUGGUGCUUUUGCCCGUUCUUGAAGCGAAGUCCUCCCAAAUCUACCAAGCAGUAAUAGUGUGCCCAAAACCCAGCAUCCUUCAUGCACACUAAGCAACGUGGCAAAGUGAAAUGAAUUUUAGGAUAGGUUAGCUAUUGGUUUGUUAGUGUCUGUCCUGUCCAUUCAGUAGAACCCAAAACUACAACUCCUGUCUGUAAAUGUUAUAGUUGAAACGCUGAAGUCUUCUUUAUUUAUCUAAUUUUUUAGAUAAGGCCCUGACCAGAUUAAAAACCAGAAUGUGUUUAUGUAUAUAUAUGCUUUAGAGGACUGAAAUUAAAAUGAAAUUGUACCAACACCUACAUACAAUAAAACAGUUCUGAAACAUCCA
Molecule: messenger RNA, 4494 nt
Organism: Cygnus atratus (black swan)
Lineage: Eukaryota; Metazoa; Chordata; Aves; Anseriformes; Anatidae
Gene: PDCL
Product: phosducin like
Exons: 5
Coding region: 328-1230 (300 amino acids)
Biological process (GO): regulation of G protein-coupled receptor signaling pathway
Source: RefSeq, a predicted model, not a curated record